CGAAGCCAUCAGCGCCCCUCGAACUAAAAACAGACGUAUCACUCUUUCAUCACCUUGAUUUAGUAUUCGAUCGAUUGAAGUUAAAAAACAAAUUAUCAAGUUCACCAAAAGAGGGAGCAGAGGCGCUCCAAUCACCGACCUCACUGAAGAAUACACGGUUCAAAGUUCCAGCAUCGUUCAAGAAGACAUCGCUCAAAGCACUUCGAGCAGAACCAUCAACAAAUAUUCCCGAUCAGCCUGAGACUAACGCCAUGGCUCAAAAUACUCAGGAUACCACGGCUGAAGACACUACAGCUCAAAACAUUACAAGCACACUUGAAGCCCUUCAUCUUGAUCCUCCAAUCAAUUCACCCGAAACUGUGGAAUCCCUUCGUGCGUAUGAGAAAAGGCCAGAUCACAUGGGAAAUAAUUUCAGGUGGCCCGCUUCGAUGCCUGAUAUCACCAGAAGUCACGUCUUCUGGGCUCUUACCGAUGAUUCUUGCAACGUUCUCGAAGGUGACCAGGAAUACGCACUUAAUUGCAUUUACUUCUAUGACAGUCUCGACAAGGGCAUGUUUGAUGGCCAUGAAAAAGACUGGGUACUAAUAUACGAACAAACAGUGAAGAAGUAUGAGUCAGAAGAGUAUACGAAUCAGCAACUGGGGGACCUCGAUGAGGAAAUGCCUGGUGCCCUUUACCUUCCACUUGAUCCAAUACUUCGCGAAAAGUACGUUAAUCCUUACAUUCCUCCAGCGAGGGCAGUGCUUGCUCGGCGCAAUAAUUAUGGAGAAUACCUGUUCGGGUCAAAAGAGUUGGAGCGGGGGAUGAAAGUUCUGUCAUACUUGGGUAUCAAUUUAAUGAAAAAUACGAUAAUGAUAAGCUAUACAAAACCGUUAUUGAUACAGGUGCGUCCGGGCCAUGCUACUGGGUAUGGAAGCCCUGCUAGAUUAUUUUUGGCCCGUGAUCCAUUUGCAGUGUCUAUCGGAGACAAUAAUAGUUGGACCCAUUGGGUCCAAAUCAAUACGCUUCGAGUCUGGGAAGCGACUCCUGGUGAUCAGGUGGAUUCUUCCCUGAUUGGGGAUGACGUAUUAAAGCAAUUGACCUAUGUGCACCAGCAGGGAAGAGGACUUAUGUUCCUGAGCUCUCGGCAUGAGCCUCUUUUGACAACAUUUUUAGAUAACCUAUCACCCUAA
Molecule: messenger RNA, 1172 nt
Organism: Ambispora gerdemannii
Lineage: Eukaryota; Fungi; Glomeromycota; Glomeromycetes; Archaeosporales; Ambisporaceae
Source: the annotation of a GenBank genome assembly